Molecule: messenger RNA, 853 nt
Organism: Elaeis guineensis (African oil palm)
Lineage: Eukaryota; Viridiplantae; Streptophyta; Magnoliopsida; Arecales; Arecaceae
Source: RefSeq, a predicted model, not a curated record
GACAUGAUCGCCGGUGGCACAGAGAGCUCCGCCAUGACCGUGGAAUGGGCCAUCUCCGAGCUCCUCAAACGACCGGAAAUCUUCAAGAAGGCUACCGAGGAGCUCGACCGGGUCAUCGGACGGCACCGGUGGGUCGAGGAGAAGGAGUUGCACCACCUCCCCUACAUCGAAGCCAUCAUCAAGGAGACCAUGAGGAUGCACCCGGUGGCACCCAUGCUCGUUCCCCGGCAAUGCCGUGAGGACUGCAAUGUCGCCGGCUACGACAUCCCGGCCGGGACUCGUGUUCUGGUCAAUGUAUGGACCAUUGGGAGGGACCCUACGAUAUGGGAUGCGCCGGAGGAGUUCCGGCCGGAGCGGUUCAUCGGCAGCACGAUUGAUGUCAAGGGGCAGGACUUCGAGCUUCUGCCGUUCGGGUCCGGGCGGCGGAUGUGCCCUGGGUACAGCCUUGGGCUCAAGGUGAUACAGGUGAGCCUGGCCAACCUACUGCAUGGUUUUGCAUGGAGGUUGCCUGAUGGGAUGAAGGUGGAGGAUCUGAGCAUGGAGGAGAUCUUUGGGUUGUCGACACCGAGGAAGGUGCCACUCGAAGUAGUCGUCGAACCGAAGCUUCCGGUUCAUCUUUAUGCCGUGUGAUUUUGAGGCCUCUUGGAAUGAAUCCAGUCAAUAGAAACAGAGGUACCUCAAUGCCUAUAAAAUACAUAAAUAAAUAAAGAAAAGAAAAAACGAUGGUAUUCUGGCUAUCAGGUGCAAGAGUGGUGCAUCCUUUUAUCUUUUAAUGUAACAGAUCAGUGAUGUAGAAGAAUGUUUGCUACUUAAAAAUGAGAUGUAAAACUAAGGUAUAUGAUGUUAAGAGUAA